This is a messenger RNA of Vicia faba (fava bean), 717 nucleotides long. NCBI's taxonomy places the organism in Eukaryota, Viridiplantae, Streptophyta, Magnoliopsida, Fabales, Fabaceae. The record is from the annotation of a GenBank genome assembly.
AUGAAGUGCAACCGCGAGCAUAAACAAGAAAGUAGGGAAAGGUGGUUGGAGAGGAAUCUAAAGCCUAAUGAUAUGGCUUCUGUUGCAGUUGCUACUGCAACUUCUUUAGUAGCCUCUCAUUGCCUUGAGAUUGCAGAAUAUAUGGGAGCUGAACAUGAACAGAUUACAACCGUAGUUGACUCGGCUAUUAAUGCGAAAACGAAUGGAGAUAUUAUGACUCUUACAGCUGGAGCAGCAACGACCUUGCGUGGAGCUGCAACUCUAAAAGCGCGUCUAAAGAAGGGGAUUGGAGCUAUUACGAUUCCCCCGAUUGAGGAUAAGUGUGGCGAAGCCAAAAAAGCAAGCAUCUUGACAGCACUGGAUUUUGUCUUUCAAGGAGUUGUAUUUCUCAAACGUACAAGAAAAUGUAAUUGCUUGAAGAACAAAUAUCUAUAUUCAUUAACAAAUCACGUUUUUAGUGUUGAAAAUGGUAUUCGUGUCGUGAAGCUUUAUGCACCAUGGUGCCGCUUCUGUCAGCAGUACAAUAGUCAGAUUCAGUCAAAUAUGAAAACAGUUAAUGAGGCAAAUAAACAAAUGGAAACAGAGAAAUUAAGUAUUGUUGAGAACCUUAGUAGUGUAAGAGGCCACAAUGGUAGUGUAGGUUCUCUCGGUUGGUGGGACUUAUUUAUUAACUUCAGUAAUGUAGAGUGCUUUGCGUUUCUUGUAUGUGCAAAUUGA